AUGGCAACAACCGCCAAGGCUACCAUAUCCGCCGCCCCCACCACGGCAAGUCCAAACAGGUGUUCCACCGUCUCCACGGUGUCCACGCGGUCACAAACAGGCCUGGCCAAGAUGGACCCUGAGCUGAGGUGCCCCACAUGUUCCCGCUAUUUCCUCAGUCCUGUCCUUCUCCCCUGUGGCCACUCGUUGUGCACGUCAUGCGCGGUUUCCGCACUGCAUCCAACCUCAGAUGCGACAGUUUCAGUCGCUAUUCAGGCGAUUUUAUCUGCGACCGAGGCCUCUGCCAACUCGCAUAAACGUCCCUCAACAGCUUUCGAAGCCAUAGUUCACAAUGAACCCAAUCUGGAAGGCAGCAGUUCCACAGUCAGUGGGGCUAGUCACGGCGGAACUGACUCAGAUCAACAGAGCAUCGUCAGUGAAGCCGAUUCUGGGGUAGUUGUGACAAGUAGGGCGGGGAUUUACGCAGGACGCCCGCCAACUAUCAUUUGCCCCAGCGUGCUAGGAUUUAGCCAAGUUACUCAACCAACGAGUGUCCCUCCACAGGCGAUUCAAAGUCUAACGCACGGACUAUUCUGCCCCACUUGCCAUCGAAUUGUUGCACUGCUGGAUGAAAAAGGCAUUAAUCAGUUGCCAAGAAAUCGUGCAUUAGAACGCGUAAUAGCCAAAUUAGUGGGAGAGGAGGCUGUAACAGGCGCUCUGCAGCAAGAUAACCCCUCCAGGACGUGUAUCCCAAUCUGCCAGCUCUGUGAUGAACCCGACCCCUUAAACAUGGAUCCUUUAUCGAUCGGUGGAGCGAGAAUCAGCGAGACUGGCCCACAGGGUGGAACCCCAGCCAGCGUCUGGUGUGAACAAUGCGGUAUUUUUUACUGCGAGGAGUGUCGCGAACGCUGUCACCCUAAACGCGGACCCCUGCUCAAGCACGGUCUGCAUCCGGCGGCCAAGGGCGCGGAAAUUGUUCGACAAAAGAGGCAAAGUCAGCCGCCUGUGUGUCCCGAGCAUCCACACGAAGAAGCCAGCCUGUUCUGCAAUGCCUGCAAAGUGGCCAUCUGUAAUGACUGUGUGAUAAGUGACGUGAAUCAGACCACUUGCACCCUGACACCCAACAGGCACGGACAACACGCACGGCAGGAAGUGCAGAUUCUUCAGGCGUACUGUAAAAACAAGAAGGUAAAUAAGAUGCUUAUUUUUUGUGCAAUUAUCAUUGCUUUGCUACCUAGUUACCGGCCAAAAACACGAUAG
Molecule: messenger RNA, 1239 nt
Organism: Mesocestoides corti
Lineage: Eukaryota; Metazoa; Platyhelminthes; Cestoda; Cyclophyllidea; Mesocestoididae
Source: the annotation of a GenBank genome assembly